This is a messenger RNA of Cajanus cajan (pigeon pea), 1278 nucleotides long. Lineage: Eukaryota; Viridiplantae; Streptophyta; Magnoliopsida; Fabales; Fabaceae. The record is from RefSeq and is a predicted model, not a curated record.
AUGAGAGGUGGUACCACGGAAGGGAAGGGAUGUGAGGGAAUCUGGGAGGGGCAUAAGCAAUAUCACAGAGGACCAAAUGGAGCAGAAGUAACAACUUUCUUCUUUUCAAGGUUUCCUGAAAGUUUCAUGGAACAAGACUUAUGGAGGAUAUUCCAGAAAUGGGGGCGAGUAUGGGAAGUGUUCAUUGCAAGGAAAAGGAAUAGAAGCGGUCAAAGGUACGGGUUCGUAAGAUACGUUGGAGUAUUGAACGCGAAAGAUCUGGAGAAAAAACUAGACCAAAUCUGGAUUGGGAAUACAAAGAUGCAUGUGAAUAUACCUAAGUACAAGAGAGGGGAAGGAAAGAAGUUGGAAACAAUGCUAAAGGGAGGGAUAAAAGGUGCGCAGGAGGAGAAACAAAUUGCAAACCAGUACAGUGAACAAAGAUGUCUUACAUACGCACAAGUCACAAGGGGACAACAAGUCAAAAGGGAGGUAGUAUGGAGGAGGAAAGAUAAAGGGGAGUACCAGGAUGAAGAGGAAAGAUGGGAAGGUCAAACAAUACAAGCUGUUGAGACUAACUUGAACAAACUCCAGAAUACAUGGGUGGGGUACUUGAAGGAUCUUACUUUAAUUGACAAUAUUGGCGAAGCAGGUUUUCUGUAUGAUAAUACUGAUCUAAAGCUGAAGUAUUGGGUGGAUGAUAUGGUUCUAAUUUCGGGGUUAGAAGAAGAAACCAUGAAGGAGAGAAUCAGUGACAAAAGUGAUGUACUAAAUGUUAUCUUCAACAAGGUUGUGAAGUGGUCACAGUCAGUUUCGACUGGGAAUAGGAUGGUGUGGGUCCGGUGUUAUGGUGUCCCACUUCAACUAUGGAAUGAGGAAUGUCUUGGCCAGGUAGUAGGUGAACUAGGAACAGUGGUGGGUAUACAUAGAGAUACACUUGAACUGAAUGAGGUAAACUCUGCAAGGGUCCUAAUCAGGACAGGAUCGGCCCGGUUCAUUAAUUCCCAUAAAUUGGUAAAGAUUAAUGGGGAGAGAAGGCAAAUAAGACUGGUAGAGGAGGUGGUUAGCAAACGGACGGGGUGCAACUGCUGGUUCUUACGGAAUAACUUCACCGAUUCAGAGGUGACAUCCAUGUUGAGUGAAGUAGGGCUAUGGUUGCAAUCAUCUGGAUCAGAGUGUUCAACGGAUGGCUACGAGAACGUGUCCCAUGUGGCUGAGUCAGUACAAGCAAUGGUGGAAGAGGAGGUUCAAACGGAAGAGAAGGGUGAAGGACAAAUCGGAGAAGGGAGGGAAAUUUGA